Messenger RNA from Schistocerca gregaria, 583 nucleotides. RefSeq lists its product as uncharacterized. The record is from RefSeq and is a predicted model, not a curated record. Lineage: Eukaryota; Metazoa; Arthropoda; Insecta; Orthoptera; Acrididae. The transcript is spliced from 3 exons. Bases 1 to 429 code for a protein of 142 amino acids.
AUGGCCGCCAUGUCCCUCGGCUUCAUCGUCCUCGUGACGCCCUGGACGCUGCAGGAGGUCGUCGCAGCGUGCACGGGUUCCAAGGCGCCGCCGUUCCUGGACUUCCUGGCGACGUGGCUGGCGCUGAGCCACAGCUUCUGGAGCCCGUUCCUCUUCUGGCUGCUCGACGGCCACUUCCGGCGCGUCUGCCGCACCCUGCUGCUCACCAAGAUCUGGUGCCGGCGGCGCAGCAAGGCGCGCUGCCCCGGCUCGCCGCGGGACCUGGAGUGCCUGAGCGAGCAGCGCUGGGGCGAGAUCCUGGAGCGCGCCGUCUCCUCCAGCAGCCUGCAGGCGCUGCAGAGGCUGUACGGGCCGCCGGAGCUGCCGCCCCCGGCGCCGCCCCCGCGAGCGCUGCCCGAGCCGCCGCCUCCCGCCGGCUCGCACAUGUGAGGCCUGGAGGGCCGGCCCCGCGAGCUGCCGGACGUCCUCGAGGGCACGCUCGUCUGAGGCCGUCGCCUCUCACCAGGAGUAGAAGCUGCCAGCCGUCGCUGAUGGCGAAACUUGUCUGAGGCCGUCAGGAGUAGCAGCUGUUGGGCGCCACCGU